GUCUCGUGUGCGGUGGUCUGGGCUGCCGCUGCCGCCGCCGCGAUGGGCAAAACUACCGACUUUCGGGGUCCGGGAGCCCGGCCCGAUCCGGUGCGGAGCUUCAAUCGCUGGAAGAAGAAACACAGCCAUAAGCAGAGUCAAAAGAAGCAGUUGAGGAAGCAGCUAAAGAAGCCCGAGUGGCAGGUCGAGCGCGAGGUUAUCAGCCGCCUCAUGCUGAACUACGGGAAGAUAAAUGUAAAUGAAAUAACAAGAUUUUCAGAUUUCCCCUUGUCUAAAAAAACAUUGAAAGGUUUGCAAGAAGCCCAGUACCGUUUGGUAACUGAGAUACAGAAGCAGACCAUUGGGUUGGCUUUGCAAGGUAAAGAUGUCCUCGGAGCUGCCAAAACUGGAUCUGGCAAGACUUUGGCUUUCCUUGUUCCAGUGCUGGAAGCCUUAUAUCGUCUACAGUGGACCUCCACAGAUGGCCUGGGGGUUCUGAUUAUAUCACCUACGAGAGAGCUAGCUUAUCAGACCUUUGAGGUUCUCCGAAAAGUAGGAAAGAAUCACGACUUUUCUGCUGGUCUCAUCAUCGGUGGGAAGGAUCUGAAACAUGAAGCUGAGAGGAUCAAUAACAUAAAUAUACUGGUUUGCACACCGGGUCGACUUCUUCAACACAUGGAUGAAACAAUAUGUUUUCAUGCUACUAAUCUCCAAAUGUUAGUUCUUGAUGAAGCAGACAGAAUCUUGGAUAUGGGCUUUGCUGAUACCAUGAAUGCUAUUAUAGAGAAUCUUCCCAAGAAACGUCAGACCUUGCUUUUCUCAGCAACACAAACCAAAUCUGUAAAGGACCUUGCACGUUUGAGUUUGAAAAACCCUGAGUAUGUCUGGGUUCAUGAAAAAGCUAAAUACAGCACCCCUGCCACGUUGGAGCAGAACUACAUAGUUUGUCAGCUGCAGCAAAAAAUAAGUGUACUCUAUUCCUUCUUGAGAAGCCACCUGAAGAAGAAAAGUAUUGUAUUUUUCUCCAGUUGUAAAGAGGUUCAGUAUCUGUUUCGAGUGUUUUGCCGGCUACGUCCUGGUAUUUCUAUCCUUGCUCUGCAUGGUCGACAGCAGCAGAUGAGAAGAAUGGAAGUCUAUAAUGAAUUUGUUCGCAAGAGAGCUGCAGUACUCUUUGCUACUGAUAUUGCAGCCAGGGGAUUGGAUUUCCCAGCUGUGAAUUGGGUUCUUCAGUUUGAUUGUCCUGAAGAUGCCAACACAUAUAUUCACCGUGCAGGUAGAACUGCCAGGUAUAAAGAGGAUGGGGAAGCUUUACUAAUUUUGCUGCCCUCAGAAGAGAAAGGGAUGGUGCAGCAGCUCCUCCAGAGGAAAGUGCCUGUGAAGGAAAUCAGAAUCAAUCCAGAAAAACUUAUUGAUGUCCAGAAAAAACUGGAAUCAUUUUUAGCUCAAGAUCAAGAUUUAAAAGAAAGAGCUCAAAGGUGUUUUGUCUCCUAUAUACGUUCAGUAUAUCUGAUGAAGGAUAAAGAAAUAUUUGAUGUGAGCAAGUUACCUAUACCUGAAUAUGCCCUGUCUCUUGGUCUUGCUGUGGCACCACGGGUAAGAUUUCUUCAGAAAAUGCAGAAACAACCGAACAAAGAAUUGAUAGUGACCCAAGAUAAAAACGUAAGUGAGCCAAGGGCCCCCUCCCUCACCAGUGAUGAAGUGGAAGAAUUUAGAGCAUACUUCAGUGAGAAAAUGUCCAUCCUUCAGAAAGGUGGGAAAAGACCAGAAGAGACAGAAGAUGGACUGGCUAAUGGCAUUAGUGAUGAAGAGGAAGAAGAAAAGGAAGGUGAAGAAGUGGAAGAGAAACUGGGAAAAGCAAAAGGGUAUCAACCUCAUUCUGGCCCUAGCACUGAUGAGUCACAGAAGCACAAGGAAGCUCCCAUGCAGUUCUUGGACAGAGAUGAUGAUGAUAAUGAGGAGGAAGAAGAUGAACUCGGAGAUGAUUUCUUUAAGGUGAAGCGACACAAUGUGUUUGGGUUGGACCUUAAAGAGAAUAAAGCAUUACAGAAGAAAGAAUCUUCUAAAUCCAGUGUCAAGAAAAAAGUGACCAAAGUCGCAGAAGCGAAAAAAGUAAUGAAGAGAAAUUUUAAAGUGAAUAAGAAAAUAACGUUUACUGAUGAAGGGGAGUUGGUUCAGCAGUGGCCACAGGUGCAGAAGUCUGUCUCGAAGGACACUGAGGAAGAGGACGACACUGGUGGUAUCAAUUUGGAUAAAGCAAAGGAAAGGCUUCAAGAAGAGGACAAAUUUGACAAAGAAGAAUAUAGAAAGAAAAUUAAGGCAAAGCAUCGGGAGAAAAGAUUGAAAGAAAGGGAAGCCAGAAGAGAGGCCAAUAAGAGGCAAACAAAGGCCAAAGAUGAAGAAGAAGCCUUUCUGGAUUGGAGUGAUGAUGAUGAUGAUGGAUUUGAUCCAAGCACACUUCCAGAUCCAGAUAAGUACAGAAGCUCUGAAGAAUCAGAUAGUGAAGAAAUGGAAAAUAAUAUUAGUGACAACAAGAAGAAGCAGGGGAUGAGGAAAAGGAACAACAGUGAAGUGGAGAACAUGGGACUCACAAGUCGUAACAGAAAGAAGGCCAAGUGGGAAGUCUUAGAGCCGUUGGAUACGGGCCUGUCUUUGGCAGAGGAUGAAGAACUGGUGUUACAUCUGCUCAAAAGUCAAAGCUAAAUACUUCCUGCUUCGUCUUCUCCUCGAAACCUCUGGUCAUGGUUAUGUGGACAAGAAGUUGAAAGGCUGUCGGCUUUGGGGAAGUUAGAUAACGUGAGUCCCAGGCCUGAAGAAAACAUUCCAGGCAGAAGUGAAAGAACCCAAGCCGCUUUCACAGCAAACUCCAUGUGAGGGUGGAUCCUAAACGUCUUGAUCCCUUUUCCAGCAUGUGCUCUGGUAGAUUGUUUUCUUGGGCUUUAUCCUGUGACAUCUUGUCAUUGGAAGUGCUUUCUUUGUUUUAAUAGCAAGUUCUGGAGACCUUGUUUCAUUGUUAGGAAUUUCUUUUCUUCUUAUCUUACAAAAGUGUCUAUGCUGUUAAAUAAAAUUGCUCACAGUUUUGA
Messenger RNA from Eptesicus fuscus (big brown bat), 3059 nucleotides. It is a transcript of the gene DDX10, whose product is annotated as DEAD-box helicase 10. Bases 43 to 2679 code for a protein of 878 amino acids. Gene Ontology annotation, biological process: rRNA processing. The record is from RefSeq and is a predicted model, not a curated record. Gene Ontology annotation, cellular component: nucleus. Gene Ontology annotation, molecular function: RNA helicase activity; nucleic acid binding; ATP binding. The transcript has 18 exons. Lineage: Eukaryota; Metazoa; Chordata; Mammalia; Chiroptera; Vespertilionidae.